Molecule: messenger RNA, 1822 nt
Organism: Haliotis rufescens (red abalone)
Lineage: Eukaryota; Metazoa; Mollusca; Gastropoda; Lepetellida; Haliotidae
Product: xaa-Arg dipeptidase-like
Exons: 6
Coding region: 100-1290 (396 amino acids)
Molecular function (GO): dipeptidase activity
Source: RefSeq, a predicted model, not a curated record
UCAUGUGGUUAAGUGCCGUGUGCAUCAAUAUCCCAGUCUACUCUGCCAGGUGUUUCGCAAGUCAGGACUCGCCGCUGUAUCAACAACACUCGCAUCACCAUGUCCUUGAAGGAGGUCGCUUGUCGGGAGAUUGACGCUAACGCAGCAGAUCUCAACACUCUCAGUCAAGAAAUCUGGAAACACCCUGAGCUUGCCUAUGAGGAAACGUUUGCACAUGACUACAUAACAGGGUAUCUUGAGAAAUGUGGGUUCGAUGUCCAGCGGAGGUAUAACCUCCCAACAGCUUUCCGGGCAGAGUACGGAGAGAGCGGACCUGGUCCGAAUGUGGCGGUCAUUUGUGAGUAUGACGCUCUGCCGGGAAUCGGACACGCAUGUGGCCACAACCUCAUAGCCGAAGUGGGCGUGGCAGCGGGCCUGGGGAUAAAGGCUGCGCUACAGGCGGCGGGGAAACCCAUUGGCAAGGUGACGGUACUGGGGACUCCGGCUGAGGAGUCAAUGGGAGGAAAAAUAGAUCUGAUCAAUGCCGGAGUAUUCAAAGACAUCGACGUCGCCAUGAUGGCCCACCCAACACCGGAGACGGCGGAAUAUAUGCCAUCAUUAGCUAGGCAAAAGUGCUUCAUCAAGUUCCACGGCAAGGCGUCUCACGCUGCGGGAUUUCCCUGGGACGGCAUCAACGCUCUUGACGCCGCCGUCCUGUGCUACCAGAACGUCUCCUGUCUCAGACAACAGAUGAAACCUGACUGGAGAGUGCAUGGUGUGAUACACAACGGAGGAGUCAAGCCAAACAUCAUCCCCGAGCUGACUGAGAUGGAGUUUAACUGCAGGGCGCCCACCGACAGUGAGGUGAAGGAGCUGACGAAGAAGUUCUCUGCUUGUGUGGAGGCUGCUGCUACAGCCACAGGAUGCAAGGCAGACUAUUAUUUUCAUCCCAAAGCGUACGAAAGCCUCAUCACUAACAAAAUCCUGGCCACAUCCUACACGGAACAUGCCAAGUCCCUUGGGCUGGAAUUCUCGCCCACUGAACGUGUCAGGGGAAAGUACGUUGGUUCCACGGAUAUGGGAAACGUGUCACAUGUAGUGCCGAGCAUCCACCCAAUGUUCUUCGUGGGUAGGAAAAACUGCAUCAACCACACAACAGAAUUUACCGAAGCAGCAGGUUCCUCUGACGCCCAGCCCUAUACACUGAAAGUAAGCAAGGCACUUGCUAUGACGGGUGUAGAGCUACUUUUACAACCGUCAUUGACACAGGAGGCUAAAAGGGAUCUCCUUGCAGAUGUCCAGUCUUCAUAAAAAUGCAUACAUUUGUAUUCCAUGAUUCAUAUAUUGUAUAUGUUUAUCUUUCUUCACAUGGAGUUCUAUUUGAUAUCUGUCUUCCAAUGGGCACUUUCAAUUGACUUGAUGUUAAUAAUAGUUAUUCUUUGUCACGUCUAAUAUUUUCAGACUAGGUGGUCUGUACUAUUUUGUGUGUUCCUCAUUCCAGUCUGUUCUACUUUACUAUGUCGUUCAAAAAUAAGAAAGGGUAAUAUUUCCGCCCAUUCACCGCCUCAAUACAGAUAUCAUUCCGCUGUGAGAAAAACGAUUCAACGCUGCAUCUUCUUACACCGAUACAGCAAACGUUGCACUACGACCCAACACAUGUUCCAAUGUCGGGGCUGCGCGUUCGGUAAAUGUUAAAAUUGGAAGCUCCUGAAGACAAGAUUCAUAUAUUUUUUGCACAUAGUUUUAUCUAUACAGACAACAUACCUGUUGUAUCAUCAACCAAAGGAAGAUUUGUAUAUUUUGACUUUUUUUCUUUCGACUGACCGAAGCUGAGAUUGGAGUU